Rhagoletis zephyria (snowberry fruit fly) is the source of this 1401-nucleotide messenger RNA. The record is from RefSeq and is a predicted model, not a curated record. Lineage: Eukaryota; Metazoa; Arthropoda; Insecta; Diptera; Tephritidae.
AUGUCUGAUGGCGCAUCUUCGCAAGCCUGCAAUCAAGGAGGCUUAAAGAGCGACUCUGGUGAACAGUGGCCCCUUCCCCUACCGGAAACCCCAAAGAUAGUUCACUUAGACGUAAAAUGCGAGAAAAGUUUAAUGAAAGUAUCCAUUGAGUUCGAUAAGCCAUUUCAGGGGGUAAUCUUCUCAAAGGGUCACUACAACUACCGCAAUUGUCUGUACUUGCCACCUAAUACUGGUCGAAAGAAUAUUUUCUUUGACAUCUCUAUCAACGCCUGCGGUACGAGCGGCAAUGCUCAGGGAACCUUCUACAAUGAGGAUGUAAACUCGGACAGUGGAUCGUUUUUUGAAAACACGGUCGUCAUUCAAUACGAUCCGCAAGUACAAGAGGCGUGGGACCAAGCUCGAAAGCUACGCUGCACUUGGCAUGAUCAGUACGAAAAAGCUGUCUCCUUUCGACCAUUUCCCGUAGACAUGCUUGACGUGGUUCGCGCAGAUUUUGCCGGUGACAACGUCGGCUGUUGGAUGCAAAUUCAGGUUGGCAAGGGGCCAUGGGCAAGUGAGGUGGCAGGCAUCGUCAAGAUUGGCCAGACGAUGACCAUGGUACUGGCGAUUAAAGACGAGGAGAACAAGUUCGACAUGCUAGUGCGGAACUGCAUUGCCCACGAUGGAAAGCGAGCGCCAAUUGAGCUAGUCGAUGGCAACGGGUGCAUAGUGCGCAGUAAACUAAUGUCCAAGUUUACGAAAAUAAAGAAUUUUGGAUCAUCUGCCUCGGUACUCAGCUACGCCCACUUUCAGGCGUUCAAGUUCCCCGAUUCAAUGGAAGUACACUUCCAGUGCACCAUACAAAUCUGUCGGUUCCAGUGCCCGGAGCAGUGCACUCAGCAGCCUGGAGCGGAUGUGAUUAAUCUGUACAACAAUGGCGAGAUGAGCAAUGAGGGCGACAUUCGCAAGCGGAGAGAUGUGACGGAGCACCUGGUGGUGGGCACUCUGGCCACCUCAAAGGACAACAGUCAAGUGGGCCUCAACAAGGCAAUUCAAGUGGUCUCGCCCAGAGACCUGUCCUUCCCACUCGACCCGGCGGAAAGUCAAAUGGCGCUGGUGGCACGAGGCAGCAAUAGCAGCGGCAGCAGCAAACAGCCACUGGCUGACUCUCAGAGCAUCUGUAUGCCCACCUAUGGAUUCUUCCUAUCGAUUGUCUUUGUUUGCCUAGUCUGUGUUCUGGCCACCGUCAUCACAUUUGUUUUCAUGAGACGGCCAGCGAGUAAGGAGAAAGCGUGCAAAGAGAAGAAGGCCGACUACAAGGUGGACACCAAUUUGCCCAACUUGUACGAAAUGAUUCGAGUUCANAGUCUGUGUUCUGGCCACCGUCUUCACAUUUGCUUUCAUGAGACGACCAGCGAGUAA